Messenger RNA from Prorocentrum cordatum, 1519 nucleotides. The record is from the annotation of a GenBank genome assembly. Lineage: Eukaryota; Dinophyceae; Prorocentrales; Prorocentraceae.
CGGGCUCAGGCUCGGACUCGGGCCCGGGCUCGGACUCUGGCUCGGGCGGGGGCUCGGGCUCAGGCUCGGACUCGGGCUCGAGUUCGAGCUUGGGCUCGAACCUUGGGGCUCGAGCUCGGACUCGAGCUGCGCGGUGCCCACGCUGCACCCGCACGCAGCGCUCGGCCCGCGCCCUCCAGCUCCGGUGGGGCCCUGCGCGGCGCGCGCCGGUGAUGGCCGGCGGCGGCAGGCUGCUGCAGCGGCUCCCAGGCUGCGCCGCCCGUGCCUGGCCGAGGCGGCGGCGGCGGCCGCCUUCGCUGCCAGCCGCCGCCGCCCCCGCCGCGGGGCCGCCCGCGGCGCCCGCCGCGGGGCCGGCCGACGAGGCGGCGCCCUCGACGCCGUGCGGCGCGGGGCCCGCGCACGCGCGGCUGGCGAGGGCCCUGGACGGCAUUGCUGCUGCGGUCGUGGCGCGUCACGGCGCCGCCGGCGCGGGCGCCGCCGCUGGGCCUCCCGGCCAGAGCGCGGCGGGCCCUGCCGCGGGAUGGGCCCGUGGCCGGCGGAUGGCGUGCUGGAAGCGCAGCUGGGUGCCUUCCGGGAGCGGCUGUCGCAGGACCGCAUCCUGAAGUGGCUGUACAGGCAGCGCGAGCUCAACAGGAGGAUCGCCCUGAUGAGCCAGCCGAGGCAAGAACCCGUAGAGGUGGAGGAGCUGCACCCUGCCAGCGUGCAGGCUGUCUUCGACUCCCUCACCGUGGACCCGGCACGCGAGCUGGCGGAGAUCCGCGAGGCUCGCACGGCCGACUCGUUGGGGCUGCACCUGGAGCGCAUGCUGGCGCUGCGUCCACCGCCGAGCGUGCGGGAGACCCUCUGCGGCGGCGCGCUGCGCGUGCUGCUCGUCCAGGGGCCUGGCGGUGGCCUGCAGGGCCAGGCGCGCGUGCUCUACGAGGCCCCCUCUGGAGUGGACCGCCCUGCGCUGCAGGCACGCCUGCAGGAGGCCGCGCCGGCGGUCUCGAGGGCGCUGGCCCGGCAGCUGAUGCUCACCGUGGCGCCGCGUCUGCACUUCGAGCCAGCUCCCGAGGGGCCGCCCAGCACCCUGGUGGCGGCGAGGCCGACGCUGUGGCGCACCGCCAAGCGUGAGAGGCGGGAGGCGGUGCACGGCGCCAUGCGCUCGUGGGUGGCGGACAUGAACUGGUGACCCGCGCAGCGAAGCUCCAGGCCUCCUAUAGGUGGGGUAGGAGUAGAUGGGCGAAGCGGAUGGCGGGCGCGCAGAAGGGUUGCGCAAAGGAUCGGCCUCCAUUCGCGGGCGACGAGCGGCGUAGCUCGCCGGCCCGACGGGCCAGAGGUGUGCUACAAUCUCCGGUAACAGUUUUUUGGUCUGCGGGGCGAGAGCGAGCCUCUUCCGCCAAAAGCUAGGCGGGCUACGCGCAGCUUUAAUUAAGGAGACAGGGCACAGGAAGGCGGGGCCUCAGGCGGCCGGAGCAGGUGGAGCCCGGGGUGCUAGACAAUCUCCGGUAACAGGUGAAUCGCAUGUCCGGUUCGCGCG